UGGCCACUAGAUUGUGGAGGACUUUUACYAGUUCUACUAAAAUGAUUGCUAUUUGUUCGAAAAAUAAUUACUUCAGUGCAUUCAAUCAUGUCAAAAAAAGUAAAUUGAGUUUAAAUKGUAUYRAUUCCAGUUUUUUUCGCAACAGAAAGAGCCAAGAACCAGCAAAGUCAGCAUUUCAAGAUUUCUUACCAUCAAGAUCAUUAUCUACUUCAUCCUCCUUAAACAAGUAUUAUGUUAAACCUAAUUAUCUUAAAAAGUGUGGAAGAAGAGACAUGAAAAGAAGAAAAAUGGUCCAAGAYCAUGAAGUUCAAAGAGCAAGCCUACGGAUGAUAAAAAAGAGUGACAUUCUUCCCUCAGGRGUACGGCACAAGGCAGCUGAGGAUUUACGUAAUCUUCCUCUGAACAGCAGUCUUACUCGUGUUCGUAAUAGGUGUGUGCUAACAGACAGGGGACGUGGCAUUGUUGGCAGGUUUAGAGUAUCAAGAAUGAUGUUUAGAUAUUUUGCAGAGAAGGGACUUAUUGCUGGUGUCCAGAAAGCUCAGUGGUGAUCAUAGUUCAUAACUGUAUUUCAACAACAUUGUAUGAUUUGCACAAAUUGCAUGCUAUCAUUUAUUAAAGAAAGGUGGAAGUAAAAUUGUGACAGAAUGAGAAAUGAUUAGAA
Exaiptasia diaphana is the source of this 661-nucleotide messenger RNA. Its product is annotated as ribosomal protein S14, mitochondrial. The transcript has 2 exons. Gene Ontology annotation, molecular function: structural constituent of ribosome. Gene Ontology annotation, cellular component: mitochondrial small ribosomal subunit; ribosome. Gene Ontology annotation, biological process: translation. Lineage: Eukaryota; Metazoa; Cnidaria; Anthozoa; Actiniaria; Aiptasiidae. The record is from RefSeq and is a predicted model, not a curated record. The coding region runs from base 42 to 548 and encodes 168 amino acids.